Messenger RNA from Stereum hirsutum FP-91666 SS1, 456 nucleotides. RefSeq lists its product as uncharacterized. Lineage: Eukaryota; Fungi; Basidiomycota; Agaricomycetes; Russulales; Stereaceae. The annotation marks the transcript as partial. The transcript has a single exon. The record is from RefSeq and is a predicted model, not a curated record.
AAGGCUGAGGUCCUGGCUAAAUCGUUCUUUCCUCCACGCCCAGCAGAGUCUUCCGUGCCGACUGACUUCAUAUACGAUGAUCCCAUCCCUGGUACCUAUCACAACUUCUCACGGGCGCAGAUACGGGCCCAGGUUUCAAAGCUCAGCCCCUACAAGGCACCGGGUCCGGACGGUAUACCUAACGUUGUCCUUAUGAAGUGCAUUGAUGUCAUCAUCGAUCGCAUCUUCUUCAUAUUCCGUGCCAUCUUCACGCUCCGGACCUAUUACGGGCCUUGGAAAGAGUUUCUCACUAUUGUUCUUCGGAAAUUUGGUCGGGCGGCCUACGAUCUUGCCAAGUCCUUUCGUCCAAUUGCUCUGCUCUGCACACUGGCCAAACUCCUCUCUGCUCUAGUUGCAGGCCAGCUCUCCUAUCUGACUGAGCGCCAUCAGCUCCUCCCAGCUACACACUUUGGCGGA